AUGGAGGGGGACGCGAAAGGAAUGCAGAGGUGGAUGCGGAGAAGACGCGGAGGAGAUGCAGAGGUCGAGACAGAGGAGACACAGAGAAGACUGUCUCCUUCUCCCGCCAAAGCUAACCAAACUAUUCAUCUUUCUUUCCAUUCCCACGACCUAGACCAGCAACUACAGAUGAACACCCGCCUGCAUAACCAUUCUCUGUUCUGUAGAAAUGGAUUAAAGAAAUUAUUAAACUGGUCAUGCCAGAAAAGAAGCAGGAACCCCAUCCCCAAGGCAACUGUUCCAAUAACCAUAACCUCAUGGGCCACUUCUAGUGUAUGGGGAGGAAAAGGUGAAGAAGUACUCGAAGGAGAGAGGGAGGUGGAGCGAUACGAGAAGUUUCACAACUCCAACAUCGAGCGGGAGAAAAUAAGGAUUUCUCUUAACACUAGAAGACCAAAAGUCAUACUUUUGAUAGUGAAAUAG
Molecule: messenger RNA, 462 nt
Organism: Sphenostylis stenocarpa
Lineage: Eukaryota; Viridiplantae; Streptophyta; Magnoliopsida; Fabales; Fabaceae
Source: the annotation of a GenBank genome assembly